Messenger RNA from Phytophthora sojae, 582 nucleotides. RefSeq lists its product as hypothetical. Bases 1 to 582 code for a protein of 193 amino acids. Gene Ontology annotation, biological process: GPI anchor biosynthetic process. Lineage: Eukaryota; Oomycota; Peronosporomycetes; Peronosporales; Peronosporaceae. The transcript has 4 exons. Gene Ontology annotation, cellular component: glycosylphosphatidylinositol-N-acetylglucosaminyltransferase (GPI-GnT) complex. The record is from RefSeq and is a predicted model, not a curated record.
AUGUCGCGAGCUGACGAGGUGGUGCUGCGCGUGCGGGCGUACGGGCAGCAGGGCGUGGAGUUCGCGCUGUCUGGGCCCAAGUCCAACGAGAGGAGAGGGCAAGCUACAUGGUGGCUGAUUUCAGCGUUGGUCCUGAGCUCGGGGGCUCUGCUAUCGUCUGUUGAGUGGGGUGUAUCAUCCCCCUCAUCGGUUCUGGUGCUGGGUCUGGUGCUGGCUGCAUUGGCCGUUUGGGUCUUCCAGGCGACAGGCAACGUCAUAGUCGAAGAGUCGAUGCUGGUGGUGCCGGCGCUUGGGGUCAAGUUGAGCAAGAAGCGACGCAACGGAGCAGUCACCAGCAAGUUUGUGGACGUGGAGAAGAUCUGCGGCGUGGCGGUGAAUGAAGCCAUCACGUUUUCCAACGUCGUGUACUCGUUGGUGCUCAUGGUGGAGGGGCAGAGCGACAUGGUGCUGCCGUUUGAGACGUUCCGGCCUCGGGUGACGAUGUUGCAGGAGAUUUACCAGGAGACGAAGACGUUGCUGUUCCCCAACGGUGGUGACCGGAAAAUGCGACUGCCUCGUGAAGUAGCGCCCAAGCCGUGGUGA